Messenger RNA from Cladocopium goreaui, 876 nucleotides. Lineage: Eukaryota; Dinophyceae; Suessiales; Symbiodiniaceae. The record is from the annotation of a GenBank genome assembly.
GCAUGAUGACACUGACCUCCAUGGUGCUCACCUUUUUGGCGGUGAACUUCUACAAGAUGAUCUUCACAAAGGAGGCGCACGAUCGGAAGAUGAAGCGACAGAUGGAGCAGACGCUUGAAGCCACGCGGGAAGCCCAGGAAGGCAGCAUUCAGGUGGGCUUCGGCAAGAAACACGCCUUCUUCGUCUUGGCCUUCACCACUGGGCUGCGUGAAGGUCUGGAGUCCAUCGUCUUCCUGGUGGGCGUCAUCUCCGAUGUCAAAGACCUCAGCAGUUUGCCCAUUCCCAUCAUCAGUGCCCUGGUCCUGUCGCGAUUGGUGGGGUGCUGCUUCUUCCAGGGCACUAAGAAGGUGCGUGUGGAUUGGUUCAUGCGCGGCUCGGCCAUCCUUCUGAUGUUCAUUGCGGCAGGUUUCUUUAGCGCCUCGAUGCAUCAACUGCAGGAGCUGGAUGUCUUCGGCAUCUGGAGUCCACGUGCGGAACGGCCCUGGCAGAACCAGCAGGUCUGGGAUGCCCGGGAGUGCUGCAAUGACAAGACCAACAGGUUCUUUGUGCUGAUGCGAGCACUCUUUGGAUGGCAGGACCAGGCGACUCCCAUCGAGAUCUUUGCGUGGCUCCUCUACUGGGUCGUUGGAAUGUUGCUGGUGGGCUGCAUGAUCCGACGAGCCAAGCAGCAGCUGGCGAAGAAAAUGGAGGAAUGGAAGAAGCAGGAUGAGGCUGCCGAGGCUGCCAAUCCCGCCAUCAAAGAAACUCCAUCAGGAGAGGCUGCAUUGUAGGGUGGUGAAGGUGCUGGAGGCACCACAGCUGGCUUGGACAGAGAUUCCAGUAGCGAAUCGCAAGUGAGCUACACUUGCAACAGUAUAGGAGCGGUUGGUAUGUCUG